UAAAUAAAAUCGUUUUUAGUUUUAGUUUUGUAUAUAAUCGUAUCAUAGAAUAGACUAAGCUUGACAAUGCCGAAAUACAAAAGCAAGUCAAAAGUAAAGCGUGGCCAAGCUCUUCAAAAUUAUUGGUAAAUAAAUUAUCCUAGAUUUAUUUUCUUUUGUGUAAAUACUUAUGCAGGGGUACUUAUACAGCGUUCCGAAAACUGUCGUGUUUCCUUCUAUUGUAUAGGCGGAGAAUUUAUUGAGCCGCAAAUAAGCAAAUAAGAAAAAAUAUAAAGUAAUAUGAACGUAACCAUUUUUGGCUGGUUCGAUGCUACAGUCCUGCACUCCGAAGGUAGGUACAGGAUCUCAGUGACGGAACCAUGUAAAACCAUCGUGUUUGUACUCAUUCGAAAGGGCUCGCAGCCACCUAGCUGAUUGUGAUGAUUUCACUUACCUUAUGCUGCACUUCGAAAUAGUCUGAAGGUAGGUACAGGAUCUCAGUGACGGAACCACGUAAAUCCAUCGUGUUUGUACUCAUUUGAAAGGGCUCAUAGUCACCUAGCUGUUUGUGAUGAUUUCACAUACCUGAUGCUGCACUCUGAAGUAGUUCGAAGGUGGGUGCGCGAUCUCAGUGACGGAUCCACGUAAAACCAUGGUGUUUGUACUCAUUUGAAAGGGCUCGCAGUCACCUAGCUGUUUGUGAUGAUUUCACUUACCUGAUGCUGCACUCCGAAGUAGUUCGAAGGUGGGUGCGCGAUCUCAGUGACGGAUCCACGUAAAACCAUGGUGUUUGUACUCAUUUGAAAGGGCUCGCAGUCACCUAGCUGUUUGUGAUGAUUUCACUUACCUGAUGCUGCACUCCGAAGUAGUUCGAAGGUGGGUACAGGAUCUCAGUGACGGAACCACGUAGAAUAGAACCAUCGUGUUUGUACUCAUUUGAAAGGGCUCACAGUUACCUAGCUGUUUGUGAUGAUUUCAAAUACCUGAUGCUGCACUCCGAAGUAGUUCGAAGGUGGGUGCGCGAUCUCAGUGACGGAUCCACGUAAAACCAUCGUGUUUGUACUCAGUUGAAAGGGCUCGCAGUUACCUAGCUAUCUGUGAUGAUUUCAAUUACCUGAUGCUGCACUCCGAAGUAGUUCGAAGGUGGGUACAGGAUCUCAGUGACGGAACCACGUAGAAUAGAACCAUCGUGUUUGUACUCAUUUGAAAGGGCUCGCAGUUACCUAGCUGUCUGUGGUGAUUUCACUUACCUGAUGCUGCACUCUGAAGUAGUCCGAAGGUGGGUAGAGGAUCUCAGUGACGGAACUACGUAGAGUAGAACCAUCUUGUUUGUACUCAUUUGAAAGGGCUCGAUGUUACCUAGCUUUCUGUGAUGAUAUUACUUACCUGAUGCUGCACUCCGAAGUAGUUCGAAGGUGGGUACAGGAUCUCAGUGACGGAACCACGUAUAGUAGAACCAUCCUGUUUGUACUCAUUUGAAAGGGCUCGCAGUUACCUAGCUGUCUGUGGUGAUUUUACUUACCUGAUGCUGCACUCCGAAGUAGUUCGAAGGUAGGUACGCGAUCUCAGUGACGGAACCACGUAAAGUAAAACCAUCGUAAUUGUACUUAUUUGAAAGAGCUCGCAGUUACCUAGCUGUCUGUGAGGAUUUCACUUACCUGAUGCUGCACUCCGAAGUAGUUCGAAGGUGGGUACGCGAUCUGAGUGACGAAACCACGUAAAAUAAUCGUGUUUGUACUCAUUUGAAAGGGCUCGCAGCCACCUAGCUGAUUGUGAUGAUUUCACUUACCUUAUGCUGCACUUCGAAAUAGUCUGAAGGUAGGUACAGGAUCUCAGUGACGGAACCACGUAAAUCCAUUGUGUUUGUACUCAUUUGAAAGGGCUCGCAGCCACCUAGCUGAUUGUGAUGAUUUCACUUACCUGAUGGUGCACUCCGAAGUAGUUCGAAGGUGGGUACAGGAUCUCAGUGACGGAACCACGUAUAGUAGAACCAUCGUGUUUGUACUCAUUAGAAAGGUCUCGCAGUUACCUAGCUGUCUGUGAGGAUUUCACUUACCUGAUGCUGCACUCCGAAGUAGUUCGAAGGUGGGUACGCGAUCUCAGUGACGGAACCACGUAAAAUAAUCGUGUUUGUACUCAUUUGAAAGGGCUCGCAGCCACCUAGCUGUCUGUGAUGAUUUCACUUACCUGAUGGUGCACUCCGAAGUAGUUCGAAGGUGGGUACAGGAUCUCAGUGACGGAACCACGUAUAGUAGAACCAUCGUGUUUGUACUCAUUAGAAAGGUCUCGCAGUUACCUAGCUGUCUGUGAUGAUUUCACUUACCUGAUGCUGCACUCAGAAGUAGUUCGAAGGUGGGUACGCGAUCUCAGUGACGGAACCACGUAAAACAAUCGUGUUUGUACUCAUUUGAAAGGGCUCGCAGCCACCUAGCUGCUUGUGAUGAUUUCACUUACCUUAUGCUGCACUUCGAAAUGGUGCGAAGGUAGGUACAGGGUCUCAAUGACGGAACCACGUAAAACCAUCGUGUUUGUACUCAUUUGAAAGGGUUCGCAGUCACCUAGCUGUUUGUGAUGAUUUCACUUACCUGAUGCUACAUUUCGAAGUAGUUCGAAAGUGGGUACGCGAUCUCAGUGACGGAAUUACGUAAAACCAUCGUGUUUGUACUCAUUUGAAAGGGCUCGCAGUUACCUAGCUGUCUGUGAUGAUUUCACUUACCUGAUGUUGCACUUCGAAGUAGUCCGAAGGUGGGUACAGGAUCUCAGUGACGGAGCCACGUACAGUAGAACCAUCGUGUUUGUACUCAUUUGAAAGGGCUCGCAUUUACUUAGCUUUCUGUGAUGGUUUACUUACCAUUUCUGAAAAUGCUUUUAUUGUACUCUUUUUGUUGAGUAUCUGUUGCGAUAAUAUUUCUAAUGUAUCUUUAUGUUUUUAGGCAAUUGAGAAAUCACUAGAAAUCCCAUUCAAAAAAUCAGGGGAAAGAUCCGUCAACUGAAUGUAAUGCAUUACAUUCAUCUACGACUAUUGCAGAAACUCACGAUCCGUUCGGUAUGGCAGUUGAUGAGGAGACUUCGUUGCCGGAUAUUACGCUUCAACAAGAUGACAUUUUACCGGAAUUAACUAUUGAGAAGAAUCAACCAGUAACAGAAAAAAUAAAUAUAUCUGGCAGACGAAUUGUUGAUAUAAAAUACUUUUUUUCAAAAUUGCAAGAAAUCAGCAAUCAUAGCCCCUAUAACUGUGGAGUACAAAGUUUAAAAAUUGUUGGAGAGAAACGAGUUGGAUUGUCAUCCAAGUUUACUCUAGAGUGUUUAAUGUGUAAAGGAAAGUUUAUAUUAAAUAAUGUCCCAGGUGAUCUGGAAAUAAAUACAGAAUCAGUCGCUGGUGCGUCGAUGUGUAAAGAAAAGUAUAUUCUAAAUGUCUCCGGUGAUCUGGACAUAAAUACAGCUGCGGUUGCCGGUGCAGUUUCUGUUGGUAUAGGCUACUCACAAUUAGAGGAAUUACUAUCAGCGAUCGAUUUACCUAUGAUGACUGAGCCUCUGUACCAAAAACAGCACGAGUUUGUUUCUAACGCCUGGGAAAAAGCACUUGAUCAAUCCAUGCAAGAAGCCGCAGAAGAAGAAAAAAAGAUUGCUUUAGAAAAAGGUCGUGUGACCACUGAUGGCAUACCUAUUAUAGAUGUUAUUGUUGAUGGAUGCUGGAGUAAGAGGUCUUAUAAAAAGAAUUACUCAGCACUUUCAGGAGCUGCUGCCAUAAUCGGAAAAGAAACGAAAAAAAUUUUGUUUCUCGGUGUUAAAAAUAAGUACUGCAGCAUAUGUGCGCAAGGUUGUAACAAAAAUCAAACUCCGAGAGCUCAUCAGUGUUACAAAAAUUUCACGGGUGCUUCUACUGCCAUGGAAUCUACCCUGAUAGUAGAAGGUUUUAGAUUAUCUGUUGAAAUGUACGGUCUGAUUUAUGGACGUCUAAUAUCUGACGGAGAUUCUAGCACGUACUCUAAAAUAUUAGAAGCAAGACCUUACCCUCAAUUUACAGUUGAAAAAGUAGAGUGCAGAAAUCACCUUUUAAGAAACUUGUGCAACAAACUGGAAAACCUGAUCACAGAUACAAAAUAUCCCAUACAUCUUAGAAAAUUAGUUACGAAAAAACGCAUAAUGACUAUUAGGUCCACAAUUAGAAAAUGCAUCAAAAAAUAUCAUGAUUCUACAGAGACUAUAGAUUUUUGCACUCACAAACUUUUUGAGGACAUUCAAACUGUACAUUUACAUGCCUUCGGGAACCACACCAACUGUAAAAACCAUUUCUGUAAUUGUCGUCAAACUGAAACUGAAUCAGUACUGGCGGAUUUUUUCACAAGUUCUUUAUGGCAGAGAAUAUGUUUUAUUAUAAAUAGUAUUGCUGGCCAUUCAAGAAGUCUUGUUCAUGAUAUUGAUAGUAACAUCGUAGAAUGUUUUCACAGCGUUGUGGCCAAAUUAGUUGGGGGUAAAAGAGUAAAUUACUCUCUGAGGCGCGGCUAUCAAACUAGGUGUUCAGCUUCUGCAAUUACGUUCAAUACUAAAAGAAAACCUACUACAAUAUUGUACAAAACAAUUGUUGGCAAAAGCCCUAAAGGCCGAAUGAGCACUUUAGAUAAUAAGUAUCGGAAACUUAGAGGCUUGAAGAAACGCGCCAAUUAUAAAAAGCCACAGAAGACGUGUGAUGCUAUAACUCAAAAUAAAGAUUAUGGUGAACAAAGCUCUAAGCCGGAUGUGAGUGAUGAUGUUCUUAAUUUAAUGAAGAAAACUUUUAUAUCCACUUUAAAAAAAAGUGAAGAAGAGAGAACACGGAUUGAGCGGCAGACCAUUUUGCAAAGCGAGUCUAGCGAAUGGCUUGAACUUAGACGUUCUUUGUUGACAGCUUCGAACUUUGGCAAAGUGAUCAAAAUGAGGCCAGAUAUUAGUUGUGCCAAUAUAGUAAAGCAAUUGGUAUACAAAAUUAAUAUAGAUGCUGUUCCUAUGCAGCACGGAAGAGAAUAUGAAAAAAAAGCGCUACAGCAAUUAUCUACGCAAGAAGCAGUGGAUAUAAGACCUUGCGGGCUUUAUAUAGAUCCCGAAAUUCCGUAUUUGGGGGCCACACCAGAUGGGAUUAUAGACGAAGAAACAAUAGUGGAGGUUAAGUGUCCAAUAACGGCAUUUAAGACAGGACUAGAGGAAGCUAUUACAAAAAAAAAAGUAAAUUUUUGGAUUAAAGACAAAUUAGGUAAUUUAAACAUAAAUAAAAAUCACAACUGGUUCUAUCAAGUACAGGGGCAGUUACACGUGACUCGGAAAGCAAAAUGUGUAUUCGCUGUAUGGUUCAGUGAGUCGCAACCACUGAAAACGGAAGUCAUUUAUAGGGAUGAUGAUUGUUUUGAAAAUAAAAUGAAGUCAAAGUUACGUAAUUUUUAUUUAAAUUGUAUAUUGCCUGAAAUUUUAGACCCCAGACAUACCAGAAAUAUGGAAAUACGUAAUCCAAUCUAUAUAAUUGAAGCCAUAAAGAAAAAAGAAAAGAAUCAAAAACUUGAAAUCUCCAAGAGGAAAAUACAACGCAUAAUUCCAAUUGCUGAGCAGGCAAACACAACGCUUUCCGCCUUAUAUCAAGAAUCGACACGAUCAUCAACACCAGUAAUUCCAGAAGCGGAUCAACCAACCUGUUCACGAUACUUGGAUUAUAAUGAAUUUUAACUUGCACAAAAUAUUCAACGGUUGAUUUAAUCUUGACAGAUUUAUGGUGUGCCUAACAUGUUAAGAUAAAAUAAUUAAAAAGUACGCAAAGUUU
Molecule: messenger RNA, 5767 nt
Organism: Parnassius mnemosyne (clouded apollo)
Lineage: Eukaryota; Metazoa; Arthropoda; Insecta; Lepidoptera; Papilionidae
Source: the annotation of a GenBank genome assembly